Pygocentrus nattereri (red-bellied piranha) is the source of this 5500-nucleotide messenger RNA. It is a transcript of the gene plpp2a, whose product is annotated as phospholipid phosphatase 2a. The coding region runs from base 414 to 1274 and encodes 286 amino acids. The record is from RefSeq and is a predicted model, not a curated record. Gene Ontology annotation, biological process: phospholipid dephosphorylation; phospholipid metabolic process; signal transduction. Gene Ontology annotation, molecular function: phosphatidate phosphatase activity. The transcript is spliced from 6 exons. NCBI's taxonomy places the organism in Eukaryota, Metazoa, Chordata, Actinopteri, Characiformes, Serrasalmidae.
AGUCGAUGACGUCAGCUCCAGGUCGGAGAGAGCCGGCAGAGCUCAGAGGUGAGAGAGGCGACCUACCGCACCGCAGUGUGAGUGAGGAGUGUUUCCUGGAGAUUUCCCCACCGUCCUCUUUCCGUCUGAGAAUCCUGCUCUGCACUGACGCUCCCGUGAACUCAUGCCUACGCACAGAGCGAGAGAGCGAGAUAGAGCAGAUAACCAAACCCAACCCGGUUCCGUCUCAGCGCCUCAGCGUUUGAGUGAGUGAGUGAGUGGAGACGUUCCUGCAAUCAGUGCUCAGGUAAAACGCUGCAGAGGAUCCGGAAGAACUCGCACGGCCAGUUGUGCUUUCUGCUGGUGUUUCCAGCGUGGAGCUGAAGGAGCUGAAGUUCCAGACAGCGUGAGAGUGACAGGACAGCUGCUCAGACAUGAUGGAGUUAAAGAAGAAGAAGGUCUUCAUCCUGCUGGAUGUCCUCUGCGUGCUUGUCGCUGCGAUGCCCUGCAUGAUCUUGACGUUCAUGUUCAAGCCUUACCAGCGUGGUGUGUACUGCGAUGACGAGAGUAUCCAAUACCCAUACAAAUCAGACACCAUCUCUCAUGGCAUGAUGGCUGCCGUCACCAUCCCCUGCUCCAUCAUCAUUAUUACAUCAGGAGAAGCUUACCUGGUCUACACCAAGCGUCUCUACUCAAACUCGGGCUUUAAUCAGUAUGCCGCUGCACUUUACAAAGUGUUGGGGACGUUUCUGUUCGGCGGCUGCGUGAGUCAAUCUCUGACGGACAUGGCCAAAUUCACUAUCGGACGGCCGCGGCCCAACUUCAUGGCAGUUUGUGCUCCGAUCAUGUGCAAGGGCUACAUGCUACAGAUAAACUGCACAGGAAACCCGCGCAACGUGACUGAAUCAAGGUUGUCCUUCUAUUCAGGCCACUCAUCCUUUGGGAUGUACUGCAUGCUGUUUUUGGCGUUAUAUGUACAGGCACGCAUGGCAUUCAAAUGGGCACGCCUCCUUCGACCCACAAUCCAGUUCUUCCUGGUCUCGUUUGCUAUUUAUGUGGGAUACACACGAGUGUCGGACUACAAACACCACUGGAGUGAUGUGCUUGUGGGUCUCCUGCAGGGGGCACUCAUUGCCAUCCUUAAUGUGCGAUAUGUCUCCGAUUUCUUCAAGGAGCGGCCUCCCCUCUGUGAAGACGCCGAGAUGGCCGAUAACGAGGAGAUGGAGAACAAGCCCAGCCUGCAGAUAGUGGAGCCAGACAGAAAUAACCAUUACAACUUUCCAGGGACCGUAUGAGUGACCAUUAACAUGUGAGCUUCAGGCCGACAUGUCCACUGAUUGCACCAAACCCCUGAAAACGUAACCACUGGACAGACUGCAGUGCUGCUCCAUAUGAUGACCCCCCACAUACUUGUACCAAAGGCAUCAGCGCAGCUUCUGUAGCCCCCAAACUGAGUGGCACUGACUACAGACUCUCCUCCGUAUGAGGAUUAAGACUCCUCUUUAUAUUCCUGUGACUGUGUGUUUGCGUGAGUGUUGACGUGAGUGAAAUCACAUGCAGUAUUUCUAUGUUCUUUGCUUUAGAGAGUCUGACAUAUUUAUAUUUUAUAUCAUAUUAAUAAUACAACUGCUCAAAAAGCCAGACGUCAACUUUGGUAAAGAAAAACUCACCAUUAAACCUUAAAACCAGCAGCUGAUAAUGGGCUCCAGUGACAACUGGAACUGGGUGGAUUAGUUUUUCACUUUGUAUAGAAUUAACUUAUCUAAGCUCCGCCCACAAAUGCAGUCAUUUGUUGUCGUUUUAUAGUUUAUAAAUUUAUAGAGCGCUACAGAGCUGGACUACGUUGCCACUAUUAAUCAAAUAAAGACAACGAUAGAUCGACAGAUUUACAUUAGCUUGAUUACACAAUCUGUCCAGCACAUACAAAACAAACAAAUAGCAUUUGAAAUGAAUAAUACAUUAAAUACACAGUCAUAUGUAAAGGUUUGGUCACUCCUGCUCAAGUUACUGCUGCAAAUGUUUUGUUGAUUUUUCUAAAAGUACAUUCCUCUACAGAGAACACACUUCUGCAUAGUUAAUGUUUAUAUGCUGAAUUUAACAUUUUGGGAAAAAAUAAAGCAUAAUUCAAUUCAAAUGUGGCCAGUGAAAAAGUUAUGGCACAUUUUGUUUUUAAUGUCUUUUUUCCAGUAUGUCAAACUCAGAAAAAGCCAUAUUUAAGAGUUUUCUCUGUACAGGAUGUUUUAACUUAUUUUCACUUAUUUUCUCUUGGAAAGCAAACAGAACAUGUCAUUUGAAUGGGGGCCCCAUUUGUUGGUGUACAAUUAUGUAUUUUGGCCAAAAAAAAAAAAAUCUGUUUUAGGAUGAAUGACAAUGUUCUGUAAAGCUUGUCCAACUUGCCAAAGACUGCAUUUGUGGGCGGAGCGUGGACAGGUCAAUUAUGUGCCUUGAGCACCAGCUUUUUGGAUGAAAGAGUGAAAGAGCUGUAAAAUAGUUAAAUGUACAGUUAUGAAGCCAAGAGCAGAUAGAAAUGAAAGUCAUAAAGAAAACACUGAAAACGAGUGAAAACAGAAAGGUAGUGUUUAAGUUUGUCCCACAUCCACUACACAGUGGAAAUUGUGCAAUCAGUUUUCUUUGUUUGACAGUUCUCUGUAGGGUUUUAAGACCUUUUAAAAGACAUUUAAUAUCAUACGCUUAAUCACUUUAAUGACCCACCAGUAAUUUGACAGUAAUCUUAGUGAAAUGUUAUGCCUUAGUUUAUAUCCCUCCCUAACACAUCUUUUGAAGGGCUUCAAAGGUGGACUGCAUCACGUAACUAAUUUUAUAUGUUAAUGUUUUUUUUCCUGAAUAAAUACCACUAGCUAACUACUGCGAAUGUGCAGGCCUAUUACAGUUUUCUUCUGCUUUAAUAUUUUAAAAUGUGAAAUUAGGUGGCAGUUAGAGCUGGAAGACUAAGGCAUAAUUACCCAUAGUUUACCCAUACUAAUUAUGGCUCUGUUCCCCAAUGAGGAGGAAUGGAAUCUGCCUUCCUUAAAGGACUGUUGGCAUUAUGCAAGCUAAGGAAGACGGUUACUGUCAUGUUGGCCUGGAGUGGCUGGGUUCUGUGUUCCUGGAAGAUCAUCUGUAGCAUGAGUAUGUUUUGGAAGUAGCAGUAGGUGAACAAUAUCUUGGGGACCCAUGUGAGUGUGCCUGGUUCAGAUUUUCAAAGUUAACAGGGAAUUCCGCCUGUUUUUCAAAAAUUCUGCAUAAUUCAGUCUUUGAGAUGUAAACUGGUUAAUUUAGAGUGGUUUGGUGUCCAGAGGUUCAUUGUAGAGAAACUUGCAGAUUUGGAUUUUUAGAGGUAAAGAGUGGUAAAUCAAUGUUUUCUUUGGGGAAUGUUUUAUAUCCUACCAGUACACUACUCCACCUGCUCUCCUUGGACAGUGACCAUAUUCAAGUAAAUAUAUUUUAGCCCAAAAUUUUAUCUCCGAGCGAUCAUAAAACAACAUCUGAGGCAUCAGGCAGUGUAUUUUUAACCAUUUCAUGUAAUAACCUUCUGUGAGGGAGCUUUAAGAGACAUUAAACUGUUCAGACGUCUGGUUCCCAUCACCACCACUGUGAACAAUUCUGACUGUAGAACAGAGCAUUUCACAUCAAACCACUCAAUGACUUUGUUUGUCAUUUGCUUAUGCAGUAAUUUAGAAAAAUCUGCAGAGGUCCCUUUUAAAACUGCAGAACAAAAUGUAGCUCUUGGCGAAACACUGCCUGACACUCAUGAAGGGACUUAAUUUGUUCACGAUGUAGCUUACAGUGAAUAUAUACAUAUAUAAUACAGUAAUAUAUGAAUUUAUUGCAGAAGGUGUUGGCAUUUUAUUUGUUGCCAUGCUCCUUGUGUAUUGAUCUGUUUACCAAUAUGAUGUUUCGAAUUACUAUUAGGGCUAUAAUCACAGCCUGAUGGCUUCACCACAAUAACCAAGCACACAAAAUCUGUUAUUUUCAACUAAACAGAUUCGAGCACUACAUCUGGCUAUUUGAGUAUUGUAUAAACAAAGGCUUAGUUUAUGUAGAGCUGCGCUGUGCAUCAAAAAUUCACUAUAUCACAAAGAAAUGUAAAAUUAAUGUAGAAAUCGGUGCAUCACAAAAUCCAGUGCAAAUCAGAUUGUUGUGUAUAGACGUACGACUCAUUUCACAUAGAAUACUCACAUUAAACACUAUAUAAUAUGUAAACUUCAUGUCCACACUCCAUCCACAGUAUACAGAAACAUGUAUGUUUGCAUUCAUGCGUGACUGCAUUUUCACAUUCACGGAUUCAAGCACAUUAACCUUGCUAACUAUGAGCCAUGCAUUUCACUGAUUCUGCUACAGUAGCAAGAUUUUUAAUGGACUCUAUAUUUACUCAGUAUGAGUGAUUUUUCUCAUUUUUUUUCUCCACCGAACAGAGGCUCACUCUGUUGGUGUGGCAUAGCUGCUGAAACCGAAAGGCCUUAAAAUAGAGUGGGGUCCAGCACGGAAGGGGCGGGGGGUGGUUCUGCGACGGGUAGCUCACCUUCAGCAUAACGUUUUUAAUUGUGUACAAACUGAAUGUGGAAAAAUAUGCAAUGUCAUACUAGUUUGCCUUGUUCACUUAUAUUGAAUACUAUUUGAUGCUUGAAUGUCAUGUUAUAACUCUGUUGCCUUCCAUUGUGUUAGCCCGUUGCUAACCUUAAUAACCUUGCUGUGUUCGCUCUGUAAAGCACAGAUUGUUGCAUUAACAUGUAUUCUCUGCCCUGAGCCCCUGAUAUUGCAGCAAGAAGUAGUUCCACAGAGAGUAAGGUGUAUUAUGGCUUAUUGUUAUAUUACUACAGUCUUAUAAUAAUAGGCUAAGCCAUAAGCCAACCUACUGCUGCUGUAGACCAUAUUGUUUUUUUUUUCCGCGUGUAUUAAAUCAUUCAGAAUUCCUGACAGUUUCAUGAUGGCUAGGUCUGAGUAGUUUUUAUCAGAUGUCUUUUGUUCUGUGCUUUACAGUUUGUGGAAGUAGCAGGAAUAAAAAAUGACAAAACAAAAAUGUUGAAAUCAUACAAAGAAACAAAGAGGCUAUAACAAUCCAGUUUACCAGCUGAGCGAUCUUUCUUCACAAACACAGUAAAGAAGUGCAACGUUUUUUCAAUCAUUUUAUCAAAACACUGACCAUGGCUGACCAUUUUGGGAACACAUCAGUCGGGAAUGUCAUCUUCCUCCAGAACUGCAAGAUCUUCACACAGAUUUCUUUUGUGUUUUUCAAAAAUGUGAGCGAGUCAUAUGAACAAGUGUUUUUUGGGGUUUUUUUGGAAGGGGUUUAAUCGUUCCAUGCCACUGAUUUUAUAGCUAGGCCUCCAAAGUCGUAUGCUUGAACCCAAGUGCCUACAGACCUACAGGCCCCUUCUGUUAUUGCAGCAGGUGAUUUGUAAUAUUGCCAUCACUGAUUGUACAGCUUAUGCAUAUUGCACACAAUAUUUUUUCUAUAUGUAUUUUAUAUAUGUUUUGUCUAUAACUACUGUAUGAUAAAUAAAAGCAAUUACUCAUUGUA